This is a messenger RNA of Cladocopium goreaui, 1190 nucleotides long. The record is from the annotation of a GenBank genome assembly. NCBI's taxonomy places the organism in Eukaryota, Dinophyceae, Suessiales, Symbiodiniaceae.
GCAAAAACUUCUUUGCAAUGGCAGCAGUUGAAGCAGGGUGCCUUGUGUGAGCGGACCCCAAUAUGAGCGGGCCAAGCCGAAUUUCCUGGCACCGUCAGAGACGGCUGAGGAGCCCAUGCUCGAAGUAGCAUCCCACAACCUACCAAAUACUUGGGUUGAUGUGGAAAUCUCAAAACCAAAAGGGGAAAGGGGCAAGCAGGUUUCCAGCCGCAGAGCAGAAUCAAGUCAGGAUGGCAGGAGUUCACAUUCACAGUCUAGGAGACGGCGAUCCAAGGUGCUUCAACUUGGUAUGCAACACCAUUACUUCCGGCUCUCUUGGCUGAUGAACCUGCUCGAUUUUCUCUGGAGAUUUCCGAUGAGAGCAGGACGUGACAGUUGUGAACCACAGAGAUCUGAAUGAGAACAUCAGCAAGGAAAACACACAGGAGUUUGAGCAGAAAUCAGGACUCGGGUCGUCUCACUCCGCUGCAGCAUCGAACGGCCACGUGGAGAUCGCCAAGCUGCUGGCCGCGAAGGCCUUGGUGGACAUCAAGGACCACUACGGCCAAAAGCUUGUGGAUCUCGGGACACUAAAGGGCAAGACGGAAAUGGUGAACCUGCUAAUGGGAAAAGUUUGGUAUGGUGAUUUCGACAUACUUCAGUUUCGGGCUUCGGGGCCCGAAAUUGAAAUAUGUCGAAACCACCAUAUUUCGGGCCAAAGGUGCCUUUGGAGAGCAUCCUGUGAAAUGAUCAAAGAUGUGCCGUCCAACGCCGUGACCUCCAUGCCCAAGCUCGGGACGUCCCGAAGGCGAAGAACGCCGAAGGACAACGAAGUGGUCUUGAAUCAUUUUUUUUCUGAGGACUUGCUGUGUGCUGUCAAGAACCUAACCAGGGCAGUACUGGCGCCUCAUCAAUGCCAAGCUCAGCAAGACAGAAGGCAGUUUCGCAAUGCAGAGACUGCGUCGCCAGGAUAUGAUCUGGCAGCGCGGCGCUGGAAGUCUUGUCCUUCGGAAGUGCUGAGUAGCACUUCUGCAGGUAUUUGCAUGCUACUCUGCAGGACAACGAAGUGGUCUUGAAUCAUUUUUUUUCUGAGGACUUGCUGUGUGCUGGGAAGAACCUAACCAGGAACCUAUUUUGCGUGGAAACGAGGACGGCUGCGAGAUGGUUGCCAAGGAUGCUGAUGAUGCUUGAGCUCGCGAAUGCAGAUAAAA